This is a messenger RNA of Drosophila innubila, 880 nucleotides long. RefSeq names its product trypsin beta-like. Gene Ontology annotation, biological process: proteolysis. The transcript has a single exon. The record is from RefSeq and is a predicted model, not a curated record. Gene Ontology annotation, molecular function: serine-type endopeptidase activity. NCBI's taxonomy places the organism in Eukaryota, Metazoa, Arthropoda, Insecta, Diptera, Drosophilidae. Bases 9 to 788 code for a protein of 259 amino acids.
GAUUUGAAAUGUAUCUCAAGUACUUACAGUUACUUCCGAUCAUUACUUUAACAAUUUGUAACCAUGUGACUUCAUUGGAUCAUGAAUAUUCGAAGGAAAAUCGUAUUAUUGGUGGCACUGAUGAAGAAAUUGAGAAUGCUCCAUGGCAGAUCUCUUUGCAGUAUAAAAAACAACAUAUAUGCGGUGGUAGCAUCUACAGUAAAGAUAUUAUAAUAACGGCUGCCCAUUGUGUUGAAAAAUUAUCAGCGGAAGAAUUUGAAAUACGAGCUGGUUCCUCAAAGCAGUCUGAGGGUGGUACUUUGAUAAAGGUAGCUAAAAUUAUAUCGCACGAGAGAUACAACAUACCAAUGUUUGCAAAUGAUAUUGCGGUACUACGAUUAGCUGAGCCCUUAGCUUUCGGAGAAAGCAUUAAUUCGAUUCCUUUGGCUGAGAGUAGUCCCAAAAAAUGUGAUAUGGCAAUCGUGACUGGCUGGGGACGCACUGGCCCCUCGAAUCUUCCCUCAUCGGAAUUGCAAACAACCACACUUAAGAUAUUAGGGAAAUACACAUGCAGAUUGGCAUUUUUCUUCAUCCCAAAUAAGGACAUGUUUUGUGCUAUAAGUAGGAGAUCUGGCGUCUGUUCUGGUGACUCUGGUGGUCCACUAGUUCUCAAUGGAGCGCUUAUAGGCGUUGUUUCCCUUGGCAGACCCAAUUGUAGUGGACCCAGUGUAUUUGUCGAUGUGGCAAGAAUGCAAAGUUGGAUUUUGGCGACUAUUGAGAAGAUAUCGACAGAUAGUUCAAGCGAGUAAGCUAUAAACUAACAGAAGUUUUUAAAAACCAUGUUUCAAAAUUAACUGUGUAAUCAAAAGUUCAAUUAAAUGGAUACAAUCUUAAAAACUAA